AGCUGCACGCGCACCCUCAAGAAAAAAAAGGCAUAGUCAAAGUCGGCCCGUUGACUCGGAAUUCCUAACCACCGCUAGCAACCACGCGGCCGCUCUGAUAACCUCGAUCACCGUACAGCCUCCGCUAUGCGACGCAUAGCACCGAUCCGGCAGGCCGUUGGCCAACUUGCUGGCAUCAUCCCGACAACACAAUCCACGAUAGCGGGCACGCCAGCUUCACGGCAGGCACUGUCUUCUCCGCGCGCUCGCACAUCGACACGGCGCACGACCGAUUGCCUCUAUACGGCGCAGCCGGCCUCCGUACGCUUCGUCUCUACGACAUCUGCUAGGCACAACGAGGACAGCUUGCCCAAGAGCCUGGCGCCGGACCACGAUGCGGCAGUAGGCGCCGACGUGCUUGCCCCGCUGGAUAAUACACAUUAUCGGUCACCGCCCGUGCCCUCGCAAGCUGAGCAGCCAGAAGCUGUAUCCGACCCGACGUAUGUCCCUGCCACUGUCGCGGAUGGUCUCGAAACGAUUGGAGGCCUCGGUGGCUGGUGGGAUAAAUCGGAAAAUUACAAGCAGACCUUCGCCAGCUUCAAGCCACGGCGGAAGAUCUCAGAGCCUGCAGCUUUACGCCUUGCUCUUCGCCGUGCUGUAGUCGAGGCUUUUGCAUUGCGUAAAGCGGGGCUGGAAAGUCUUAUGGUCAGCUCAUGGCCCGUUGGUGGUCUCGAGCAGCAACGGCAUGCUCUGUCUGUCACCGUGGGCCCGGAAGGCGACUUCACCGGCGACGUGCAGGCUGUCCUAGCCGACCUGCAGAUCUUGGAGACCUCCGCCUGUGUGCCCCCGAGCGGAAAGUCAUUAUUGUCGGAAGCCGACAAGGUGGACGAUUCCUUUUGGGAUUCAAUAGCGCUCCCCGAUGACGGCAUCAAAUUCGCUGUGCUUAAGCGAUUUUUCCAACUGACGGGCCAACGCGUGCCAGACAUCAACUUUGGUAGCGUUGUAAGUGCUCGCUCCGUCUUGACUAUCGUUCAGCAACCGCCAAAGGCACAAACGUUGGCACAAGAAAUCGAGGUCCGUCGGCCAGAGCUUUUCAGUGUGCCCAAUAUCACGUUUGCGGCCAAGAGAAUCACUCGAGGCGAUAAGGACAAGUCACUGGGCCGCUUCAAGGUAAUCGAAGAGGAGCUCAAGAAGCGAGAUCUGCCACUCGACGGACAUGGCUUUGCGGACAAGAACAGGGAAAUCCAACGUCACAAUGGCGGAGUAUAGUUCUCAUCGUCUCGCGGAUGCACGGUAUUGUCAAUUGAAGUCACUGCCGGCGCGCGAAAAGAUAUGUACCAUACAUGUAAAUAUACCUCAUUUCCCCGCCUUUUUUUUU
This is a messenger RNA of Microdochium trichocladiopsis, 1357 nucleotides long. RefSeq lists its product as uncharacterized. Gene Ontology annotation, cellular component: mitochondrion. Bases 127 to 1248 code for a protein of 373 amino acids. Lineage: Eukaryota; Fungi; Ascomycota; Sordariomycetes; Xylariales; Microdochiaceae. The record is from RefSeq and is a predicted model, not a curated record. The transcript has 2 exons.